This is a messenger RNA of Oryza sativa Japonica Group (Japanese rice), 784 nucleotides long. Its product is annotated as large ribosomal subunit protein eL42. Gene Ontology annotation, molecular function: structural constituent of ribosome. Gene Ontology annotation, cellular component: ribosome; cytosolic large ribosomal subunit. The record is from RefSeq and is a predicted model, not a curated record. Lineage: Eukaryota; Viridiplantae; Streptophyta; Magnoliopsida; Poales; Poaceae. Gene Ontology annotation, biological process: translation.
UUACAAACAGGCCGGCCCGUUUGACUUCCUCUAUAUUGUAGCCGCCGCCACCAGGCUGCUAGGGUUUUCGGCACCGAGCUCGCGCCGCCGCCAUCGCACCCACCGAAGGAGGGAGAGGAACCCAAAGCUCGGCGCCAUGGUGAACGUGCCAAAAACUAAGAAGACUUACUGUAAGAACAAGGAAUGCAGGAAGCACACCCUACACAAGGUUACCCAGUACAAGAAAGGAAAGGAUAGCCUUUCUGCUCAGGGGAAGCGUCGUUAUGACCGCAAGCAGUCAGGAUAUGGUGGGCAGACAAAGCCUGUUUUUCACAAGAAGGCCAAGACAACAAAGAAGAUCGUUCUGAAGCUGCAGUGCCAGAGCUGCAAGCACUACUCUCAGCACCCGAUCAAGAGGUGCAAGCACUUUGAAAUCGGUGGAGACAAGAAGGGCAAGGGAACUUCACUCUUCUAAGAUGCUGAUAUUGCCCUGUUCCCCAAUUCUCUGCCAGGAGUUAGCAUUAAGAAUGUUCUUGUCUUGCCUUUCUAGUACAAGUUAUAUAUCCUCUUGUUUUCAGUCAGGUCUUUUUGAUACAUAACUACACUACUAGUAUGUAUGUGAUGACAAGUGAUUAUCGUUGUCACGAUCAUUUUGAUUUUCGGCGUUCCCUUAGGAUUGGCUGGAGAUGCUGUGUGAUUGCAACUUGUGAGUAGUCCAGUCAGCUUCUCUGCCCCAUUUCACUGGAUCAAAAGGAUGAAAACCUGUCAUACUGUAUUGUUCCAAUUCUUGGUUUUUGACUGAGUA